UCCAAUAGACGCAUAGUAGCCGCCCCUACCCCAUGUAUCCUUCCUAUUCGGCCGCCAUGUGUCCGCUGUUAUACAACAUGGGAGGCGGGGCCUGCCAGCGUACUGUCCAAUGAGGAGGAAGGAAACACUGAGCUGCCAAAUCAGGAUGCCUCAGUGAACUCAGAACUCAUAGAGAAGUGUGUGCCCGGGGGUGACCUCCUGUGUCGGACGCAGUGUAUACACUGUACAUGGCCAUCCUAAAGAGGGAUCCGAGGCUGACCUCCUGGCAGGGCACACUAUGCGGAGGGGUAGCUGGAGUCCUGAGCCGCACAGCCACCGCCCCCCUGGAUGUGGUGAAGAUUCUCACACAAGUGGGCACCUUCCACUCCAAGCACGGCUUCCUCAAUACAUUCCGACUGGUGUACAAAGCAGAGGGGCUCCAAGCGUUCUGGAAGGGAAACCUGACUGCAUGUGUGCGCCUGUUCCCGUACAGUGCGGUUCAGCUGUCAGCCUAUCACAGGCUAUCAGUGCUGUUUAUGGAUGAUUUAGGACAAAUCUCACCAAGUAAAGCAAUUCUAGCUGGAAGUGUGGCAGGAAUGUUGGCAGCUAUAGUCAUCUAUCCUACUGAUGUCAUCAAGACCCGACUUAUUAUACAGAACAGCUUGGAACCCACAUACAGAGGGAUCAUUCAUGCACUAUACACUGUGUACUAUCAGGAAGGAUUCCGACCAUUAUAUCGAGGGGUUUCGCUUUCAAUUCUUGGAGCAGUUCCAUUCUCUGCUGGUUUAUUCUUUAUGGAUGCAAGUCUGGACAGGGUCUGGCGGGUGUCUGGGGCCCGUUUAACACCUCUACAGAACUUUGUAAAUGGCUGCUUGGCUGCCGCUGUAGCCCAGACAUUGUCUUUUCCUUUUGAAACUGUCAAGAAGAAAAUGCAGGCACAAAGCCACAUCCUUCCUCAUUGUGGGGGCGUUGAUGUCCACUUUAAUGGAGUAGUUGAUUGUUUUAGACAAAUUGUGAAGAUAAAAGGUAUUCUGAGCCUUUGGAAUGGAUUGACUGCGAAUUUACUGAAGAUUUUUCCGUGUUAUGGUUUAAUGUUCAGCACUUUUGAAUGCUGCAAACGGUACUUUCUGUAUCAAAAUGGUUACCUUGUAUCUCCGCUCAGCAACCAGCUGAUGCCGGGAGUGGAUCAGAGUCUGGGGCCCUGGGAACUGCAAGAACUGCGCAAGUUUCUCUGGCAAAAGAACAUCGAAAACAGAAAAACGUCUUUAAAAAGCUAAACCCGGAGGACAGGAGAAUACUGUAAUGCUACAUUUGUACUUGUAUACCUUACAUGUAGGUGUACUGGGAGAUCAUAGUAUUUAUUUUUUGGAAGACUGAUCUAUGACUGACUAAUUGUGAUUUUAUUCACAGAUUUUUAAAGAGGACCUCCCUUUUUGCUUUGCCAUGUGUUUAAAGAACACCUCCACCAAUAAGAAAACCUCAUUCUAAGUAUCAGAUCGAUGUCAUCUGAUUCUAGGAGACCCUUGUACAGCAUUUAAUCCUACUUCAUGCUUUACUAGUUUCUUACGACAGUUUUGUAUUCAUAUGCUGCAGUUUUGCC
Molecule: messenger RNA, 1579 nt
Organism: Rana temporaria (common frog)
Lineage: Eukaryota; Metazoa; Chordata; Amphibia; Anura; Ranidae
Gene: SLC25A43
Product: solute carrier family 25 member 43
Exons: 6
Coding region: 228-1256 (342 amino acids)
Biological process (GO): transmembrane transport
Cellular component (GO): mitochondrial inner membrane
Source: RefSeq, a predicted model, not a curated record